Molecule: messenger RNA, 2165 nt
Organism: Oryza brachyantha (malo sina)
Lineage: Eukaryota; Viridiplantae; Streptophyta; Magnoliopsida; Poales; Poaceae
Product: protein prenyltransferase alpha subunit repeat-containing protein 1-B
Exons: 12
Coding region: 621-1847 (408 amino acids)
Biological process (GO): protein farnesylation; protein geranylgeranylation
Cellular component (GO): protein farnesyltransferase complex; CAAX-protein geranylgeranyltransferase complex; cytoplasm
Molecular function (GO): protein farnesyltransferase activity; CAAX-protein geranylgeranyltransferase activity
Source: RefSeq, a predicted model, not a curated record
AAGCCCUACACGCCGCUGCCGCCGCCGCACGACCAGCCCAGGUCCGAUCGCCCAGGCCUGCCCGACCCGGCGCCCAGCCCUGCUCUCUCGCCUCGCCUGCUCGUCUCCUCCCUCCGCCGCCACCGCCGCCGCCGCAUGGCCAGCCCAGGCCGGCGCCUUCUGGCUGCAUUUCUUUAAGGCAGGUAAAGGACUGUCAGCGCGUCCAUUCGUAGGUGCGGGACAGCGCGAGUGCGCACGCCGGCGGCCGGCACGCGCUGGGGCACUUCCUGCUUCCGAGUCUGCGGCGCGGGCAAAGCGGCAAGCGCGACGGCGGCGUCCGGUGCAGCCUACAGCACUCAGCCACGCUCUGAGCGGCCUUGCCCCUGCCCGCCUUGACGCGGACGCUGACGCCCAACGGAGGCACGCUCGGUCACCGGCGGCAAAGUCAGGCUACCUCGGAUCUACGCUCCGUUGAGACUUUGUGGCAAUUAAGGUUUGUGUGAGCACACCAGAUCUGGUGUGACAAAGAUACCCCCACAGCACUGAGAAGCUAUCAAGGAAGCUCACUCUCGAGUACUUUGUCCCCCUUUCCGCUGCAUCAGCACAUAUUUUUGCAAGAACAGAGAAGCGUGAGGGGGGCAAUGGAGCAAGAAGCAGUGGCAGCUUUGGUAGCCGAGCAGAAGGAAAUGGUGCAGCUCAGGGAGGGUAUCCUCCACCACUUCGAGCAAAUCCUCCAUCAAGACCCCCUCAUAGAUGAAGUGGGGUUCUUGCACCCAACACAGUUCCAAUCACUAGAACACAUCCAAACUGGUAACUGGACAUCUGAAGCACCUGAAUGUCCUUGGACAUACCUCUGGUGCAAAGACCACAAGCUUGCCAUAUCCAUGGAAAUCCUACCUAAGCUCUACAGUGCUGCACGGCAUGCAUACACCAAUUCAGCAGCAGCCAAGGAUGGUCCACUAAUGGAAACUGAUCUGAUGAGGCACAGCAAGGCACUGCUCAUUCUUUGCCCUGACAUGCUCACUGCAUGGAACUCAAGGAAGAUGGUGCUAUCAGUGAAUUAUGAUUUCACUAAGCUCAAGGAUGAGCUGCAAUUGUGUGCCUUAAUCCUUUCGUACUCACCAAAAAAUGAAAGCACCUGGAGCCAUAGGAGAUGGGUGAUCAAGAAGGUUUCAGAACACAACCAUGAUAUGUCGGAGAUUAUAGAGAGAGAAUCUUUACUAGUGAAAGAGAUAGCAGAGAAAUCAAAGAUGAACUACCGUGCGUGGAGGCAUCGCUGCUGGCUUAUUCCCUACAUGACAAGAGAACAGGUUCUGAAUGAGUUGAAGAAAUCAACAAGAUGGAAUGAGUUACAUGUCACUGACAACUGCUGUUUUCACUAUCGACAGCGCCUACUGCUUGCAUCACUAGACAUUUGCCAAGUAAAGAACACAGAAGAUUCCCUUGAUAGGAGGUCAGAAGUUCAUUUGCUGUGGAAGGAGGAACUGACGUGGAAUGAGAUGCUCAUCAGACGCUACCAAGGGAGAGAGUCUUUGUGGAACCAUCGUAGGUUCCUCUCGCAAUGGUGGGUGAAGUUCUUGCUCAACAGUGAAGAAACAGAGUGUGCUGCAGGCACAUCCCUGGUGGAUCUCUUCCUAUCCCAGGAGAUAUACCUCCUGUCAGACUGCCUGAAUGCCCCUGCCGAUGAAUUUGGUGAGGCGUGCGCCCAAGCGGGGCUUGCGGCGCUCUACAUUCUCUGGAUAUCAAGGCAAGUUCCAGCCGUGAAAAUAAAGCUGGAAGAAAGGCUACAUUCCGUGGGGAGCCUGGAGGAUGUUUUAGCAAGGGCCUGCCCGGAGAGAAGUAGACUGUGGAUGCAAUUGAUAGCUUGACAAUAGAAAAUAGAACGAGGACAUGCAGCAUACAGAGUCUCUAAUGAAAUUAUGAUCUAUGAUUACCUAGUACUGUAGGCUAACUGUUCUGAUUUGUCUUCUCCAGUACUUAGUGGGGAAAUUUGCAACUGUGACAUUAUAAUUUUGCAAAUGGCAAUGCACAUUUGUUUAGUGUUGAGAGGACGGCAGUUCACUUUGGGGUUAUGCAGUCGAAAUACUGAAAUGGCAAUGCACAUUGCACAACAAAGAGAAAGAUAAAUGAGAAUUGGUUGACUAGCCAUUCUUGAUUAGAAUGAGAUCACUGUAAUGCUCAGGGUU